Molecule: messenger RNA, 2899 nt
Organism: Acaromyces ingoldii
Lineage: Eukaryota; Fungi; Basidiomycota; Exobasidiomycetes; Exobasidiales; Cryptobasidiaceae
Exons: 5
Coding region: 269-2707 (812 amino acids)
Biological process (GO): cysteinyl-tRNA aminoacylation
Cellular component (GO): cytoplasm
Molecular function (GO): ATP binding; cysteine-tRNA ligase activity
Source: RefSeq, a predicted model, not a curated record
CGCGCGCCUUUUCAAUAAGGGCGACGCGACUCUUCUUUUGCAUUGAGUGACACAAACUGCGUCAGAGAAUGACCGACUCUAUUUUGUAUUCCUUCACAGGCCUCCUGCGACGACAUCAACGCCGUUCUUACUCCUUCUUCCACGACGACGACGACAUCCUCCGAGCCCGCUCAUUCGCAUGCUUGAGCGCCUGGGAUCAUCGCCUGGAUUCCACAGAAUAUCUUUUCGCUUUACUGUCGUCGCCUGCUUGCCGACCGCAUCGCUCAGAAUGGCGUCUACGUCGACGGCCAAGCAGCCUCCAUGGCGCCUGCCCAAACCGGAGCCAGGCUGCGAAGAGCCCAAGCUCAAGGUCUACAACAGCUUGACACGAUCCAAGGUGGACUUCAUUCCCAUGAAUUCAAAGCACGUCACAUGGUACAAUUGUGGUCCAACGGUGUACGACUCCAGUCAUAUGGGCCAUGCCAGGAACUAUGUGACUCAGGACAUCAUUCGUAGAAUCUUGCGUGAUUAUUUCGGCUACAGUAUUCACUUUGUCAUGAACAUCACCGACAUUGACGACAAGAUCAUCCUACGAGCGCGACAGUCGCACCUCCUAGAUGCCUUCAGGCAAGCUCACAAGACGAAAGGUCUCACCAACGAUCUCGUCGCAGAGGUCCGUCAGGCAUGGUCGGCCUACUUCAAAAAAACGCUCAAGAAGCUCGCGCCAUCUCCACCGGCCGGCGAGCCUGCCGACCCGGAAGAUGAGGCGGCAUGGGAGGAGAUUUCGAGGAGGAGGGUGCAGGACGACAAGUGGCUCAAGGAGGCGAGCGAGAAGGAGCCGAAAUUCUCAAUGUGGUACAAGGCUCUGGACACCUCGCGGCAAGCCAUCAUUGCAGCGACGAUGAGCACCACUGCGGGAGACAAAGGCGGCGAGGCUGCUGCUUCACUCAUCGACGCCUCUGCUGACAUUCUCUCGUCGAAGCUGGAUGCAGAACAGGGCCACACCCUCAGCGACCCAGCCAUCUUUCGGAAGCUGGCUGCUUACUGGGAGGGCGCCUUUUUCGACGACAUGAAGCGUCUCCACGUCGAGCGGCCGACGACUUUGACUCGCGUAAGCGAGUACGUGCCCGAGAUCGUCGACUUUGUCCAGAAGAUUAUCGACAACGGCUACGCAUACGAAGAUGUCGGACCGGGCGAGGGCAAAAAAAAUGUAUGGUUCGAUACCAGGGCAUUUGACGGGGCCAAGCGAAAGAAUGCCUCGUCGGAAGGAGAGGAGGCGGGAGAAAGCCAGGAACAUUCGUAUGCGAAGUUGGCACCCUGGAGCAAGGGAAACAAGGACCUCCUCGAAGAGGGCGAAGGCUCGCUCUCAACCGGUGCUGCCACCGUCGCGGGCAAGCGAGCACCCUCAGACUUUGCCCUUUGGAAGACCUCCAAGCCUGGAGAACCGGCCUGGCCCUCGCCCUGGGGUCCGGGGAGACCGGGGUGGCACAUCGAAUGCUCUGUCAUGGCCAGUGAGGUCCUCGGCACUCGUAUGGACAUCCACUCUGGUGGUGUCGACCUCAUGUUCCCGCACCACGACAAUGAGAUUGCCCAAAGCGAAGCCUACUUCGACAGCGACCAGUGGGUAAAUUACUUCUUCCACACUGGCCACCUGCACAUCGAAGGUCUCAAGAUGUCCAAGUCGCUCAAGAACUUCAUCUCCAUUGAUGAGGCCCUCGAACGCUUCUCGGCGCGGCAGCUCAGGAUGGCAUUCUUGCUGCAGCCCUGGAGUUCCAAGAUGGACUUCAAGGAGUCGGCUAUGGCCGAGGUCCGCAAUGCAGAGAGCUCAUUCAAUAAUUUCUUCUCUGCAGCACGGGCCAAUCUGCGGGAAGCGCGAUCGAGAGGCGAGAAUUUCUCUGACGGCGCACACCAUUACGGCGAUGCCGAGAGGGAGCUCAUGAGCGCGCUGGCUGCAGCCCAGGAACAAUUCCGAAGGGCCAUGUGCGACAGUUUCGACACGCCUGCGGGCAUGCAGGCUCUUCUCGACGUCGUUUCCAAGGCGAAUGUCUACGAGAGGAGUCGGGCGCGCAAGGAAGUCAAUGUCGGCACCGUCGAGGCCGUGGCUCGCUUCGUGGGCGACAUGCUGAGGAUGCUGGGCCUGGGCGAGGGUGCGGUGCGAGAAGGCGACAUUGGCUGGGGCGAAGCAGCAAAGGCAGGCGAGGCAAACGGCAACAUCAACCAAGAGGAGCUGCUCAUGCCCUAUCUUCGUGCCCUCUCGACCUUUAGAGAUCAGGUGCGAGCAUUGGCCAGGUCAAAAGCGCCACAUUUGGAUCUGCUCAAGCUUGCCGAUGGCCUGCGUGACCAAGACAUGGUCGAUCUCGGCGUCGCUCUCGAGGACCAAGAGGAUGGGAAAGCCCUCGUCAAGCUCGUCCCUGCAGAGCAACUUCAAGCAGCCCGUGACGAAAAGGAAAGGGCAGUGGCCGAAAAGGCUGCUCGCAAAGCUGAGGCGGCCGCAAAGGCUGAGAAGGACCGUUUGGAGCGUUUGGAAAAGGGCAAGGUGGCCCCUGCCAGUAUGUUCAAGGCGCCUCAGCCAGGCUCCGAAGAGUUCGGCCAGUGGGACGACCAAGGAAUCCCAACGACCGACAAGGAGGGUAAAGAGAUUAGCAAAAAGAGGAGGAAACUCCUCGAGAAAGAGUACGAAAAGCAGGCAAAGCUUCACCAGGACUAUCUCUCAUCACUGUCAUCCUAGACCACGCAAACAACAGUAGUAGCAGCACCUGUGGCUUUUGAAGAGCUCUGGCGGUCUGUGCCUAUUCCGAUUUGCUCGGACUUCGACGAAAGGCCCGGAUGAUCGGCCAAGCCUCAGAAAACCUUAUCAAUAUAUUGAUUCUUCAUAUGCAUUUCACAUUCCCCGAAUAUCUUGUCUCAACGAGCUUAUUUG